AUGGAGGCAGAUCCUAUAAUACCGGCAAUGUUGCCAUCAAGGCAACUGCAACACAAUCGUCACUAUCGAUCAGAGGAAGAAGAGGAGUUUCCUGGCGAUGAAGGGACUUCAACCUUGUACAAACUUAACGGUGGUGAUGGAAACAAGGCAACGAUCAAUAAUUCUCAACCUCAGAGAGCCCUCAAAACUUCCUCUGGACACGCUUCAGCAGCAAACGAUCCAGUACGAAGAUUAUCUAACACUUCGCAAGGCUCAAGGAGACAAGAUAGCCUGAAUCCUGCUUCUGAAGGAGACGAUACUCCCAUCGGUCUUCGGUUACUAGCUGGGACUGGGACUGGCGAUGAUUCACCUAAGCCUCGUCACUAUGCGGGAUCGAGUCAUGAGGAUAUGAAUUACAUUGACAUCAAAUCCUUUCAAAAGAAUCGCACGAAUAGUAUCACUCGAAGCCAAAAGAGUGCCAAGAAAACUACAGCUGUCGACUUGUCCGCCUACAACAUGCCCGAGAAUACCAUGCGAGUCAACCGUUCUAGCAAUAACAACAACAACAACAACAACAACAAUAUAGAAGAGGAACGGCGUCAACUAGCAAUGGAACAAGAAGCCUUUGAAAAUUCUAAAGCAAAACACAAUGCUCAGAUGGAAAAGUCCAUGUUGGAUGUGGACGAGACGAUUGAUACAACGCAAAGCUCGGACCAAAAAUUCUUGAGCUUGGAAGAUGUCAAGGGGAUCUUUCAGGAUGUCAAGGAAUCUAGAAUUCUGAAUUGUGUGGGGGAUGAAGCCUUGCAUGGGAUUGAUGAUGGUGGAGGAGCAGGACAUAAUAAGAACCGCAAGAACCAAAAUGGCGUAUAUGAGGAGAAUGCACUGUUGGGAAGAAUUACUUCAGGACUUCGAGAUAGUCUGCAAAUGUUAUCACCAGCAGCAGCGGCAUCCACAAAAAAAAGUGGUGAAAUCCCAAUGGAAAUUGCCAUUCCCAUGCAACACGAAGAUGAAUCAGGGGGAAAUCAAUCGGCCAUUGACACUCAAGUCUCAGAACUGGAAAAGCUAGAGGAGGAGAAUGCCGGAAGAAGAGGUCACCCGCCGUCAUUCUAUUCGCAGCACGAUUAUCAUCACGACCAAGACGAGCCUGCACCAGCAGCAAAGGGUCCAAUGAUGCCUCCUGUUGCUGCAACUCCAGAGCGAGCACCUGAAUCAAAACAAAAGGACCCAUUGCAGCAAAUGUCACCCUUGGAACGAAAGGUCUCCAAAGUCAUAUUGAAGCAAAUGCAAGCCGAAGACGCCCGACUGGAAAAGGAACGAGCUGCCAUUGAUGCUUUACGGAAAGGAACCAAGGCACCUGAAAAUGUCGUUCAGGGCAUUUCGUUUCUUCGAAAGAAGGAGCAAACGAGAAUACAGCUGGAGGCUGCGGAAGCAGAAGCCAAGGCAAAGAAAGAAAAGGACGAGAAACAUGCCCAGGAAGUGAGAAAGAUCAAUCACAUGUUUGACGAUGAAUAUGGAGACGAUGAAGAAUUUGUAGAGGAGAAUGACAGCCAAAGGGCAUUUGGCAACUUGAGGAAGGUGUUGACUCACAUGUAUAACCCGAAUGGCGGGAAUGACAAUGAAAUAACCUUGGAAGAGUACGAGAAGCAAGUUCGGGCAAACGCACCCCCAUCUCCUCCACCAAUGGAUCAACAAGAACAGUCGAAAGAAGACCUUGAUGUGGUCCACGAACGGUCCAAGGGGAAGAAGAAGAAGAGCAGCAGUAUAUUCAAAUCAUUGUGGAAGGACAGCAAAUCGAAAUCCAAGAAACAACAGAAAGGAGACGGAAAGAAAUCAAGCGGAAGCAAAAAGAAAAGUGGCUUUUUCUCCAAACGGUUCAAGAAAUCAAGCACCAAAAAGGGAGAAGAAGAAAUGAUUUCUUGUUGA
Messenger RNA from Cylindrotheca closterium, 1902 nucleotides. The record is from the annotation of a GenBank genome assembly. NCBI's taxonomy places the organism in Eukaryota, Bacillariophyta, Bacillariophyceae, Bacillariales, Bacillariaceae.